Messenger RNA from Rhea pennata, 577 nucleotides. Its product is annotated as centrin-2-like. Gene Ontology annotation, biological process: centriole replication; mitotic cell cycle; nucleotide-excision repair. Gene Ontology annotation, cellular component: centriole; centrosome. The record is from RefSeq and is a predicted model, not a curated record. Bases 58 to 369 code for a protein of 103 amino acids. The transcript is spliced from 3 exons. Gene Ontology annotation, molecular function: calcium ion binding. Lineage: Eukaryota; Metazoa; Chordata; Aves; Rheiformes; Rheidae.
UUUCUCUCUUGGCAGAUACCUUUAACAGCUCUGGGCUGUGAACUCAGGAAAGAAGAGAUGAAGAAAAUUAUCUCUGAAGUUGAUGAGGAUGGGUCAGGGAAGAUAAACUUUGAGUCAUUUCUGCGGGUGAUGACUCAGAAAAUGGCGGAACCAUGUUCAAAAGAGGAGAUCCUGAGAGCUUUCAAGCUAUUUGAUCAUGAUGGCACUGGCAAGAUCUCCUUUGACAAACUUAAGCUGGUGGCUGUUGAGAUUGGGGAGGACAUCACAGAUGAGGAGCUGCAGGAAAUGAUUAAUGAAGCAGAUUUGGAUGGAGAUGGGCAAGUGAAUAAAAAGGAGUUCCUGCGGAUCCUGACCAUGGCUGACCCUUAACUACACAAUGUUUUUUUUCUUCUCCUAUUCCAUUGUAAGCAAUAGGUAGAUAAGUCACUUUUCUCCAAUUUCCUUAGCUUUUGCAGCUUUAACUCAGUUUAUUGCCUUUCUUAGGCAAGAUAUUGUUAAUGUUUCAUCUCUGAGGUCAAUUUUUGUGCUUUGCUAUUGCAAGCAAUUUUCCGCAUCCCAGUAAACAGUGUUGUUACUA